Messenger RNA from Gossypium raimondii (Peruvian cotton), 982 nucleotides. RefSeq lists its product as uncharacterized. The record is from RefSeq and is a predicted model, not a curated record. Lineage: Eukaryota; Viridiplantae; Streptophyta; Magnoliopsida; Malvales; Malvaceae. The transcript has 5 exons. The coding region runs from base 16 to 810 and encodes 264 amino acids.
AAACCCGCAAAAAACAUGAGUGUUUCUCAACUCGGGUCAAAUUUGGCGGCAGCCGACGAGAUGUCGAACUCAACGGAGCAAACCCUAGACGGCGAACCUCGACCGUCCGAUCGGAGCCCUAAAAAUCAGCUCCGAGAAGAUCAACAGCAAGCCCAAGAAUGGGAGACCCUGGCUCGAGCCUGGGUAGGUGCUUUUCCAGAAGCAAAAGCCGUGACGGAGAGCCAAGUCGAAGUCUGGAUCGAUUCCAACUUCGGCUCAUUACCAGCCGAUCUCCAAUCGAUGCCACGAUCUGAGCUCAUCGAAAGACUCCUCUCAAUCCAAAAUUACCUGAGAUUUCCCUCCCAGACCCAGGAAAGAGAACCAGGUCAGCAUGAUCUUCCACCGGCUCGGUUUCAGCGCACCGAUCAGUGGAUACCGGUCUAUUCAUGGUUAGAAUCUUUGGAUACCGAUGAAGUGGUCAAAUCGAAAGAUAUUUUGGAUUGGUUGAACGAUAACCCACAAGUCAAGGACCAAUUGUGCUCUAGGCAUUCGCGGUACCAUUUGAUGCACUACAUAAAAAAGUGCCAUUUAAAGAUAUUAAAGAGGAGGGAAAAGAAGGUUGGAUCGCAGCCCUUGAAUAAAGAAAGUGUUUUGAAAGUUCGGAAGGAUGUGGUGGCAAAAAAACCAGCACCAGUGCCAAACAAUCCUUUGAACAAUAUACCUAAAGAUAGCGACCUCUACAUAGCUAAACGGAACGAGGCUUUGCGCAAAUACGAGAUCUUAUUGGAGUUGGAGAAGAAGCUUUCACCCGUGUUCUCGAGGAAAAAAUGAAUGGAUCUGAAAUUGACAUGGAUACAACUACUCCAUGCAGUACUUGUAACCCCUUUUUUUUCUUUUCUUUUUCAGCAUUAGGUAUUGAUUUUGCAUGUGAUUAAAACAUGGUGAUACUCAUUCAUGCAAAAAUAUUACAGCUUAGGAAUCUUAUGCAAUGAUCUUUGUUCCA